Molecule: messenger RNA, 443 nt
Organism: Cokeromyces recurvatus
Lineage: Eukaryota; Fungi; Mucoromycota; Mucoromycetes; Mucorales; Mucoraceae
Exons: 1
Coding region: 27-320 (97 amino acids)
Source: RefSeq, a predicted model, not a curated record
CUUAUUAUACAAAACUAAAACUAAAAAUGGAUACUUCAAGAACUGAUGCUAAGAAAGAUAAAUUCGUUGGUAACGUCAAGGAGAACGUUGGAUCUGCUGUAGGUAAUGAAUCCUUAGAAUCUAGAGGAAAGGCUCAACAUAGUGCUGGUAAUGCUCAAGAGACAAUGGCCAACAUUCAAGGUUAUGUCCAAGGUGCAGCUGACCAAGUCUCUGGUGCUGUAAAGGGUGCUUACAAUUCUCUUGUCGGAAAUACUGGCUCAGAGGCUGAAAAUAAGAUCCAGAAAAAUAAGGGUGAAGCUCAAAAGAGUUGGAACUCUUAAUUCUCUAUGCAAUCCACUACUUUCCCUUCCCUUACCCUAUUUGUAAAUACAUUAUUGUUAUACAUAUACAUAAUCUAUUUGUUAUAAUAAUAAAAAUAAGUAAUAGUAUGCUUGCUGUCAAAU